AUGUUACUAUUUAUUCCAUUGCUUUGGAUUUUGAUUCAGCAUGCUUCCAAUAGCAUGUCACUGAAUUGCGAAUAUUCAUCACAAGAGUAUCAAGUCGUUCUUCGACCAGAUAUUUUGAUGAAUUCUUUUGAAAAUGGUGUCAUGCAAGUGGUUAAUGAAUUGGCGAAAAUUGAAAAAAACAAUAUUAUGAACUUUAAAGUAUCAAAAUCAUCAUUGGCAUUCAAAAAUGUUUCUCUUGCUCGAUAUACGAUUGAUGACAGUCGAGAUUUAAGUGAUUUUUAUUUGAAACCAGUAUUUAAAUCACGACGAAACAAACCAACUAAGCCAGCUGAUAUUGUAAUGAAAUUUUCUGCUGAAGACCCAGAACGUAUAUGCAUACAACUAACGGCUUCAACAGCCUUCGCUGAUAGUACAACAACUAAAUUCGAACUCGAUAUACACAGUGAAAAUGGUCAGCUUACAUCUAAAAAUGGUAUAAGUUUUAAAGCAGAUAUGCCACUAGAAUUUGAUCAAACAACCGCAGUAAAUGUGUCAGCAAUUUUUGUUGAUGCUGGUAAACUGACUCGCUCUGGUAAACCAAUCAUUAUCGUAACUGUUCCGGAGGACAAAACUAUUAUGCAAACAGCUGAAUUUAAUGUUAAUUUAGCAGGUCAUAAAACAGGAGCAGAAAUUAUCUACUUUGAAAGAGGAACAAAGGUGAAAUUUGAGUUUUCCUUUAAAAUCAAAGAUGUGACAGAAGAUCCUGAAGUUUUUCGUGUUGCACAACAAUUAACUUCUUACAUUUCACAACUAUCCCACAUCGCUUCGAAUGCAGCAAUAGAUCAAGACAAAUGA
Messenger RNA from Rotaria socialis, 834 nucleotides. The record is from the annotation of a GenBank genome assembly. Lineage: Eukaryota; Metazoa; Rotifera; Eurotatoria; Philodinida; Philodinidae.